GAUGGCGGUGGUGGAGGCUGAGCCGCCGGCGGGGGUGGCCGCCCUCCCCGAGGUCGCAACCCCUCCCGACGAGCCGGCAGCGGCGCCGCUCGCCCCGCUGGCGGAGGUGAGCGUCUCCGCUGCGCACUACACGGACUUCACCCAGCCCGCCGUGCCGCACCCCGCCGACGCCGCCGUCGAGCCCACCGCCUUCCUCGCCUCCGCCGCCCUUGCCGCCGAGUAGACACUAGCACGGCUCUUCGCGGCUGGCGGGCAUGGGGCGGCGGUUCGUCGAGGGUUAGCGGCGCCGCUCGCCGGCCGACGGCGGCUGGGCAGCGACUUGCGGGCGGAGGCCUCGGGGCGGCGGCGGCGCGGUGCGGUGGGGCUUGGAGCCACGCUGCCGUCGCCGGUUGACAGGCCUGAGGGCAAGGCCGCAAGAAGGGCGGCGGCGGACGACCCGCUCGUCGGAGGGCUUGCGGCGCCGGGCGGCUCUCCGACGCGCGGGGGUGCACAUGCUUUCUGGGCGGGUGACGGGCCAUCGGCGGCAAGGUCGCGCAUGCCGGGACCGCUGAUGUGCGAUCCCCGGCACACGCUUCCGUGCCCACUCUGGCCAUAUGCACGCACUUGCCUGCGGUGAGGUCCUCUGCGGUGUCGUCGUCAGUCAUGUGCGGCUCAUGUCUGUUGUCUCCGGGCCGCGCCGUGCCGGCCGCGCUUUUUUAUAGCAAUUCCCAAAAA
This is a messenger RNA of Emiliania huxleyi CCMP1516, 714 nucleotides long. RefSeq lists its product as hypothetical. The record is from RefSeq and is a predicted model, not a curated record. The transcript has a single exon. The annotation marks the transcript as partial. Lineage: Eukaryota; Haptophyta; Isochrysidales; Noelaerhabdaceae.